This is a messenger RNA of Amaranthus tricolor (Joseph's coat), 1378 nucleotides long. RefSeq lists its product as uncharacterized. The record is from RefSeq and is a predicted model, not a curated record. Lineage: Eukaryota; Viridiplantae; Streptophyta; Magnoliopsida; Caryophyllales; Amaranthaceae. Bases 67 to 432 code for a protein of 121 amino acids. The transcript is spliced from 5 exons.
GUAUUUUUUGUUUAUAGUUGCACCUUCUUUGAUUAUCAUCGCAUUUAGAAAAACAAAGAUAAAGAUAUGGAAAAUGAAGGGAAUGAAGAAAUAUUCUCAAUUGAAGAUUCAUCAAUGGAGGAGAAAGAAUCUAUGAAAGCAUCAAAUUCCUUCAAUCAAGAAGAUCUCCUUAAAGCACUUGAAGUUGUAGAGAGAGAUUCUUUCGCCAUUGCUGAGAGCUACACCUCUCUCUUUGCUUCUCUUCGAUUAGCACUCUCCGAGGUUACCAAUACUUCAGUUGAUCAUAUACAAUGCUUCAGUGAUGCUGCUGGAAAGCUUCAAGAAUCUGCUAUUGAUGCAGCAACAAGAGGCAAUCGCUUUAUACAUUCAUGUAUUAGGUUAAACGAGGAGAUGAAAGACAUUGAUAACUUAGCUGCCCAUUUAGGAAUGUAGAUGCUUUAGACGCAGCUGUCAGCCGACUUGUCCGAAUCACUUGAUCUGCCCCUUUUCGUCAUUCUGAUGACUCAUUCGGGUCCCGGAAGCUGGACCAUAAAAUGCCCUCUACGUAUAGAUUUUGGUACUAAACUAUCUGUAAUUAGAUCAUUUUGCCAAUAAAAAAUUGAUGUUUUUUUGUUUGUCUAUCGUGUAUUAUAACAUUUGGUUUCUUCGGCGGAAUUCUCUCUGUUCAACUUAUGAACUAACUUGUAUGUUACUGUUGUACGGGAAUGUUUCGGAUGCUGGUCGGUUUCAACUCCUGUUAAAAGAUGGAUUUAUAUCUGACGAAUCAAGAUCCAACGUCUUUCGAAAUCUCUCGAAAGGCAUUAGGGCUAUGUUGAUGUGAAAUGAAGUUUUUGGUUUAUACAAACUUGAAUUAUGUUCUCUUUAGAAUUUGAGAUUUGACUAUCCCAAGAUUUGGGAAUGAGAUUUUUACCCAAAACUGCGGCAACACGUUGAACAUAUAAUGGUGUCCGGUGUCGGUGCCAAUGCCAAUGCCGGUGCCCCUUGGCUCCAGAGAGGAGUCUCAUGAAAGUAAUACUUUGAACUUGCAAAUGUGUGGUCUUUUGAUAAUGGUGCUAAUCUAUUGCAUCACCUUUCGUUUAAAUUGGAGCCUCUUCAAUGGUGAAAACAUGAUGUAAGAUUCAACAUUAAUAGAAGUAUUUCUUUGCCAAUUAAGUUGGUUUGCCUCACAAUUAAGUUGUAAAAUCAAAUUCAAACGGAACUACGUUGCAACAAAACGAGCUGAGUGUAAAGUUUUCCUUUAUUCUCAUCUCGCUCUCAAGGAACAUGCUUGUUGAAAUCAAAUCAAGUGGACUCGUGCGAUGUCUGGGCCAAAAAGGAUACUCGAUCAAUUUUACCAAUGAGAAGGAAAAUAUGCGAGUCCGUGAGUACAAUGACAUUA